Messenger RNA from Protobothrops mucrosquamatus (brown spotted pit viper), 714 nucleotides. It is a transcript of the gene CYTH3, whose product is annotated as cytohesin 3. The record is from RefSeq and is a predicted model, not a curated record. Gene Ontology annotation, molecular function: guanyl-nucleotide exchange factor activity. The transcript is spliced from 7 exons. Gene Ontology annotation, biological process: regulation of ARF protein signal transduction. Lineage: Eukaryota; Metazoa; Chordata; Lepidosauria; Squamata; Viperidae. The coding region runs from base 16 to 714 and encodes 232 amino acids.
CAAAAAAUCGACCGCAUGAUGGAGGCCUUUGCUUCGCGCUAUUGCCUUUGCAACCCUGGGGUCUUCCAGUCUACAGAUACCUGCUACGUCCUCUCCUUUGCGAUCAUUAUGUUGAAUACCAGUCUGCAUAACCACAACGUGAGAGACAAGCCAACAGCAGAGAGGUUUAUAUCUAUGAACCGAGGUAUUAAUGAGGGAGGAGAUCUCCCGGAAGAAUUGCUACGGAAUUUAUACGAAAGCAUUAAAAACGAGCCCUUCAAAAUUCCAGAAGACGACGGGAACGAUUUAACCCAUACCUUUUUUAAUCCAGAUCGAGAAGGCUGGCUCCUGAAAUUAGGCGGACGCGUGAAAACGUGGAAAAGAAGGUGGUUUAUACUGACUGAUAACUGCCUCUAUUAUUUCGAAUACACAACAGACAAAGAACCCAGAGGAAUCAUCCCACUGGAAAACCUCAGCAUCAAAGAAGUUGAGGAUCCAAGAAAACCAAAUUGCUUUGAGCUGUACAACCCCAGCUACAAAGGACAGGUGAUCAAAGCCUGCAAGACAGAAGCGGACGGCCGGGUGGUUGAAGGCAACCACGUGGUCUACAGGAUAUCUGCUCCCACGCCUGAAGAAAAAGAAGAAUGGAUUAAAUCCAUCAAGGCAAGCAUCAGCAAGGACCCUUUUUACGACAUGCUGGCAACUCGGAAAAGGCGGAUUGCUAAUAAGAAGUAA